Molecule: messenger RNA, 752 nt
Organism: Rosa rugosa (rugosa rose)
Lineage: Eukaryota; Viridiplantae; Streptophyta; Magnoliopsida; Rosales; Rosaceae
Exons: 5
Biological process (GO): translation
Cellular component (GO): mitochondrial small ribosomal subunit
Molecular function (GO): structural constituent of ribosome; methyltransferase activity
Source: RefSeq, a predicted model, not a curated record
CAGCGACGAGCUCCUCCGCCGACGUUGAUGAGGUCCGCGCACCGGAACCUACCACCGAGGCCGACGAGCUCCUCCUUUCUGUCGAACAGCUUCUCCUUCACCAAAUAAACUGUAACAAUAGCUCCUCCUUUACCCAGACACAACAGAUCAAUUUCUUUAGGAAUCUAUAAGUUUUCUCAUAUAGUUGUGGGUAUUAAAGAAAAAACUGGAGAGAUUUAGUGACAACAUGAAGUAUAUUUAGAUAGCUGAAGAGGAAGGUGCUGAGGCUAUCAGAAUCCUUCACCCAAAUCAAGGAUGUCAACUCUCAGCUUAUUGCUUCCACUUCGAAACAGCUCGUUGAGGACCCUUUGCAGUAUGUGGACCAGUCACAGAGGUGGAAGAUCAAGAGCACUUUUGGAGAUAUUGGCCUUACUUAUAGAGACGACGAGACCAUUGCUUAUGUUGCUUCCAGAAUGCCAGCUGUCUUCUCUGCUUGUCAUAGAGUACUCAAGGAGGUUCGUACAAUGCUGCCAGGUUUUUCUCCUGCUAAAGUGUUGGAUUUUGGUGCUGGCACGGGUUCGGCUUUCUGGGCACUACGAGAAGUUGGGCCGAAUUCCUUGGAGAAAGUUAACUUAGUAGAGCCAUCACAAUCAAUGCAGCGUGCAGGCCAGAGCCUUAUACAAGGUCAGAAGAACUUAACACUUAUUCACAGUUAUGCUACCCUCCAAUCAAUGACUAAAAGCAUCAACAAAUCAGAGAGACAACAUGACCUU